CAGUUUUCUGGCGACGGCGGCAGGACUCCGAAGGUGACUGGGGCGGUUCGCGUUCUGAUCCACUCCACGCCGACACCGAGUGAUUCUCGGGGAGUCAUCGGUUCGUGCCCGACCCCCGCACCUGGCGGACGACUGCAAAAGGGGAACCUUGCAGUGGAAUCGACCUAUGCCACUGGAGAAUCCGGUGCAUGACAUUCAACCAGGAGACCAAGUGUACGUGAAGAAUUGGUCCACCCACCCCUUGAAAGAGACAUGGGACGGGCCUCGUCAAGUGAUCCUGACAACUUACACUGCAGUAAAGGUCGAAGGAAUCGACUCAUGGAUCCAUUACACCCGAGUCAAGAAAGUCCCUGUACAAUGGGAGACUCAGCUAGUCUCUCCAACACGGAUGAUCUUUCGCGGAAAGUAGCCUUUUUGAUUAUAUUAUUACUGGUAAUGACGAAACCAAUUCUUGUUAACGGUUCUAUUGUAGUUGCAGUUACCAAACAGGUGGAAAGGAUGGAUGGGAACCUGACCUAUGACCAGAAAACUGAAGUCCAGAAUGUGCAAGCAACCUGGAAGGAAGGUGCUGAUUAUCCAGAAGCAAAUAUUGUCACAGUUUGGGGUAAGGAUGCACAAAAGAAGCAUAGAGAACUGAGAGAUACAGAAGUAGCUGUACAUCAAAGUCAUGAACAAGAGAAUUUAGUAGUAGGAUUGAUUAGAGAUUUUGGAAAAGUCCAAAAUGUGUCCCGAAUUACAGCAUGCUUGCCCCUCCCACAAGCGGCAGGAGAACCAAUUCCGUGGGGAAUAAUUCCCAUUCCAUUACUACCUGAGACGGCAGACAACACAUCUACAGUAUGUCAAAAGACUGUCCAAAAGGUAGUUGUCCGACCUGAAGAAGAUUGUAUGAAACUGCCCAACAGCCAAUUUACCCGUAUAAGAGGGUUUAAUGGUGUAGGGUGGUGUAGUUAUGAUGAGUUACAAGAUUGCCAAAAUAUUACGAGCCAAACUACAUUGUGGGAUGAUUGGAAAACCGUAUGGGGUCCGAGUUUAUUAGAACAUUAUAGCUAUAUUGGAGCAGUAGACUGGUGUAUACAAUGGACAGGAAGUAAAAAUCAAACCCCGGAAGAAGUCUAUAGAACAGGGACCUCUACAAGAGAAAUUAUAGCAGCUAAGGGAAAUUGGAAUUGUACUAAAGUCAUUACAUGUGAUACCCCUGAAAGCCAAAUUAGCCUGGCUUCUCUUAGAGUACUACUUAAGUGGGGAUGUGAAUGCAGAACAUUUAAUCAUACAAUUACAGGAGAAGCAUCCGGAAACAGUGGAAUCAGACGAGCUGUAAGUUGUAGAAUUACUACUAUCAAAAGCCCAGGAAAUUUAGUCUGGGUAAUGGGACAUGGACAAUGGACUACACAUAUUCCUAUAGAUGGGCCGGUAACACAAAUCACUCUAGGAAUCCCCACUCUCUGCCCCCUGUGGAAACAAUCAAAAUUAAAACCCAACCGGAAGAAAAGAGAAGUAGAUGCAUUCACUGAAUUAGAAAAUGAAUGGCACGAGCCGGAUGGUGGAGUUAAAUUUGGAUGGGCUUUAGAAUCACUAUUUGCACCUGUAGCCUCUUACAGGAACAGAGAAAUGCUAUACAAACUGCUAGGGCAAACUGAGAGAUUAGCAGCAGCCACAAAGAAAGGAUUUAAAGACAUGAAUCUGCAAUUACAAGCCACAUCCCGAAUGACUUUACAGAACAGGAUGGCACUGGAUAUGCUAUUGUUAAAAGAGCAUGGUGUGUGCCAGUACCUAAAAACGAAAAUUGACCAUUGCUGCAUCCAUAUUCCAAACGUGACCAUUGAAGUAGAAAAAGAUAUUUCUCAAUUGGAAACGAUUGAAUCCGAAACAAAAGAAAUUGAAAAAGAAGCACAACAUAAUUGGAUCGGAGAUAUAUUUGAGUCCUUAGGACUUCAGGUUUCUGGAUGGGUUUGGUCAAUAGUACAGUACAUUCUGUUGUUUGCAGUUUUGUUAUUAAUCAUUUGGUUAGCCUGUAAGUGUGUUCUAGGAGUCAUCGAAAAGGAAACAAGACGCACCAGAAGAGUGAUAAAAGCCUUGGCAAGAACCAAUGAGAUACGCCUCAAUGAAAUACGCCGACCUCCUCCGAGGUAUGAAGAUGUUGUUGGGCAAGAUAAUCCAGCAUUUGAAAGAACCAACGAUGACUAAGAGUUGAGCAUUCUUGCAGAAGAUUGAAGAAUGCUCAAAAGGGGGGAAUUGUUGCCAUUUGAUUCAAUAAACUGUAUUAUUAAGGUAGUAGCAAAUGGUAAUAGUUA
Poecile atricapillus (Black-capped chickadee) is the source of this 2291-nucleotide messenger RNA. RefSeq lists its product as uncharacterized. Lineage: Eukaryota; Metazoa; Chordata; Aves; Passeriformes; Paridae. The transcript is spliced from 2 exons. The coding region runs from base 253 to 2184 and encodes 643 amino acids. The record is from RefSeq and is a predicted model, not a curated record.